Messenger RNA from Planococcus citri (citrus mealybug), 2297 nucleotides. Its product is annotated as maltase A2-like. The record is from RefSeq and is a predicted model, not a curated record. The transcript has 8 exons. Gene Ontology annotation, biological process: carbohydrate metabolic process. Bases 784 to 2052 code for a protein of 422 amino acids. NCBI's taxonomy places the organism in Eukaryota, Metazoa, Arthropoda, Insecta, Hemiptera, Pseudococcidae.
ACUGUUCUAAUCUUUAUUGCUGCUAUUUUUUGAAAAUCCGCUUGUGCUUAAAGUUACCUAUAAAUUUAGAAUAGGUAAACGAGGUGUUAAUUUAUAUUAGCAUUAAGAUAACUUGAAGGAGGUAUUGCAACACGUUAUCAUUACGUGAAAAUUCCAAUGCAAAUGUCAAAUGACGACGGUGAUUGAAGAAAUAAUUCACGUUAGUAUAAAUUCGAUUCACUCUGACUACAUGGACUGCCUCGGUAUACCUCUACGUUAAGCAAGUGAUUUUUUCAUUUUGUGAAAAAUUGUUUGAGCUGUAAAUUCUUGCUCUUUUUAUACACAGUUCAGACUAUUUUUUUUUUCAAGUGUAAAAAAUGAGACUUUUUAUAAUUUUAAUUUUUUUGUUAUUCGUAUCAAGAGGGCUUACGUUGGAUAGAAAUUGGUGGAAACAUGCGAGUAUUUAUGAAAUAUACCUCAGAUCGUUCAAGGACAGCGAUGGUGAUAGAAUAGGAGAUCUCAAUGGUUUAAUCUCCAAACUGGACUACCUGGCCGAAAUUGGAGUAAAUACCAUAUACAUAGCGCCGUUUUACCCUUCUCCCAUGGUUGAUUGCGGCUACGAUAUAAGCGAUUAUAAAGGAAUAGAUCCAGUGUAUGGAAAUAUGCAGGAUUUUGAACUGUUGGUAACAGAAAUGAAAUCUCGAAAGUUACACCUCGUAACAGACUUGGUAAUCAACCACAGUAGUGAUAAGCACAGUUGGUUUGAACAAUCUGUCAAUAAAAUCGAUCCAUACACAGACUACUAUGUAUAUUUGGGUCGAUCCAAAAGGAUACGAUCAAAAUGGCAUUCCUAUUCCACCAAGCAACUGGUACAAUGUAUUCAACCUGGAAAAAUUGGGCAGUGCUUGGCAAUGGAAUGAUAAAAGACAACAGUUCUAUUUACACCAAUUUACAGUUGGACAGCCAGACCUAAAUUUAAGAAAUAACGCUGUCAAAGAAGAAGUAAAGGGAAUAAUGAAAUUCUGGCUGGAAAAAGGCGUAGCAGGGUUUCGAAUCGAUGCACCGAUGUUUUUCAUGGAAGACGAACUACUUCAAGAUAAUCCAUUACCAGAUCUUGGAAUGGGGCUCUGGGCUCUCCUAGCAUGUAAUUAUACUUUCAAUCAUCCAGAUACGUUCACAUUCUUGAAUGAAUUGAACGUAUUUCUUAAAGAAUACGAUCGAAAGAGUGGGAAGAAAAUUCAAACACCACUGAUAGGAGAAACCAUUGGAACCGUCCCAAUGGUGAUGAAGUAUUUCGGAACAAGACGUUUUCCAGCGAUCCAUUUACCUUUAAAUUUUCUCAUGAGGUGGAUGGGAACGUAUUUAAACGCUCGAGAGCUUCACGAUUACCUACACACGUGGUUAGAUGAAUUACCUAAGAAUAAGCCAUCGAGUUGGAUGCUUGGUGAUCACGAUGAAGGAAGAUAUGCACAUCGAUUCAGUGCAGAGUACAAUUACAUAAUGUUAGCAUUAGUUACAAUGCUUCCUGGAACUUGCCUAGUGUACUAUGGAGUGGAGCUGAACAUGAAUCAAAAUAAUUUGGUUCGAAUUAAUGAUGUACUAAACAGAUUCGUUCACCGCACACCAAUGCAUUGGGAUGACAGCAGAAACGCAGGUUUCUCCACUGGCGAGAAGACAUGGUUACCAGUGAAUCCGAAUUACUGGAGUAUCAAUGUUCAAAACCAAAGAACUAACGAAAACAGCAGUUUGAAUUAUUUCAAAGAUUUAAUGGCUCUCAGGAAAACAAAUGCUAUAAAACAUGGCGAUUUGAAGUUCCACAUUAUGUCGGAUUGGGUUCUUGCUUUUACUAGAACCUACAAGAAAUCUAGUUAUAUCGUAAUAAUGAAUUUGGGAACAGACACUCUACCUAUCGAUUGGCUGGCUGAGAUUAAUCAUCUUCCAGGAAACUUAACAGUGGUGGCUUCUAGCUCGAAUUCAGCGUACAAGAAAGGCUUCAAGAUGAACAUUACAAAAAGUUAUCCAUCAUCAUUGUUCCUCAGACCAAAUUCUGUCAUUAUACUGAGUUCUGUGUAGAUUUUUCCGAUGGAAGAACUCCUUGUGAAUUGGUAAGUAAUCAUCUUUUAUUAGGCAACCAAGUCCAACAACUGUACCAACUUCGUGAUUUUUAACAAUUUUUGGAUCAAUUUUGAAACCUAUGUACCCAUGUAUUCACAUUGCUCUCAAUUUUUAAAGAUUUUUGAGACAUUUUUACGAUUGUUUUUUUUUCUCUUAUUUUCGCUAUCAGAUCAUUCAUUAAACCGUUUGUCAUAUUUUACAAA